This is a messenger RNA of Strongylus vulgaris, 911 nucleotides long. The record is from the annotation of a GenBank genome assembly. Lineage: Eukaryota; Metazoa; Nematoda; Chromadorea; Rhabditida; Strongylidae.
AUGGUCACCAAUGCUUCUCUUUCCACUAGUCCCAUCGCUGUUUGGAUGCAAAAAUGGGGAAGCUACGUAGAAAGUGUACCCAAUGUUCUUCUCCGUGUUAAACAUCCCAGUUACUUUGGAGAGGACAUUCGAGGUAUCCCCGAUUACUCCGGAGAUGUAUUGGAUGUAAAUUGGGACAUUGUAAUGAGUCUUCGACCUACAGUAGUUGAGAUUACACAUCCCAGAAAUCCGUUAAAGGAUUUGAUUACAGCACUUAAAAGCAUUGAGGACGAUAAGGUGGAGGAAUUUUUUGCGAGACUGAAGUUGCUUUCCCUGGAUAGAGCCGACAUCACAGUAGAUGAUCUGAUUUUCUUGUUGCAAAAACUCAAGCUGCUUGAAGGAUUUUCAUUCUCUGAGUUAGAGUUUUCUAAGAGGGAAUGGAUACGAUUGCUGCCGGAGUUUCAAAGGUUAAAUAUCCGCGCUAUGGAGAUUAGUCGAGACAUACUAGACCCAGUCCUGGAUAAAAUGAAUGUGGAACUUGUAAAGUUAGCGACAUUUCCUGGGCUCAAAGUCAAUUCUCUGAAGAGUUGUUCCGCUACGUUUGUCACUGUCUCGACACUGGUUAUCCAAGAAUUGGACUACACGGAUGAUCGCGAUGCAGAAGAUCUGAUCAGUUGCAUUGAAACAAAGUUCCCUCGCUUAAAAACUCUUAUUUGGGACUGGAGCGUUGUUGAUCCCGCUGUUGCAGCGGAUGAACGUUCGAAAGUCGUUGUAGAAAGAUUGGCGAACCUAUUCAAGUUAGUAGUUUUAUUCAUAUUGCAAUUUGUUCUCUUUGUCAUAUUAUAUUUGCUAUCGCUCUUUAUUUUCUGCUAUCAAUAUUAUUAUAUAUCGUCGGGAAAUAUUUGCAGUGAUCAGCUGAAAGAGUUAUAACA